AUGCACAAAAGUAACAAGAAGCAGCAGAAGCAGCAGCUGAAGAUGGCGCAGAAGAAUAAACAAGUGCAGCACGAGAUGAGCAAUGAUGUGAGUGCGAAUCAGUUGUCGUUCAUUAAUGACAAUGUAUCUCAUUUGUCUGUGAAGGUACCAAAAAGUUUCCAACUAAACAAAUGUACAAAAUGUUUCAAUAAGCAUUUCAUUAGUUGACAACUUUUUGAUAUCUCCACCCGCAGCUGAGAUACAUAAUCUUGAAUCAACAGUAGUUGGCAGCUAGGGUGGACAGCAUAGUACCGUUUAUUCAAGACGUUGUAUCUCAGCUACCGCUAAAGAUAUCAAAAAGUAGUCAACUAAUGAAAUAAUCAUUAAGAAAUUAUGUACAUUUUAUUAGUUGACAACUUUUUGUUAUCUCUAAUAGCAGCUGAAAUACAUAGUUUUGAAUAGACGUGGUUUUCUGAGUAGGGAUGAUCCUGUGAAGAACGGCCAACUCUGCUUAAAUGAGAAGUACUAGAGUUCUGAGAAUCGUGCUCACUUUCUAAAUCAGACGGAUAGUACUGUGGCAUAGUUACUUGGUCCCCAAGUGUGCGGAAGAGGUCGAUUCCAGUGCAACUCCAGCAGUUUGUCUAAUGCAUUCUUGCAUCCUUGUUUCACGACACGCCACUCGAUUCAAGAUAUAUUAAAUGUCUUCCGAAAGUGACAGCAGCAGGGACUCUUCACCGGAGAGACUACUCUGUUUUUUUUGUUGUUGUUUCACUAGCCCACUUUUUACCACCAGAGUAUGGAUAAUGUUUGAGCUGUCUGACCUACUCGAAUGGUUUUUAUACCACAUUCCAUUUGUAAGAAAGGUACGGUAGUUCUUUUCGAAAAUCUUUGUGAAAACUGAAGUUUGGUUUGUACACUUAUACCAGGUACAGAUUAGCGCAAGCUGGGAUUAUGCAAAACAGCGAGUCGCAAUCAAAUUCAAACUUCAACUUUUUUUUUUGCAGGUAUGUCCCCUUCCACUUCCGCCACGUGGAGCCCCGCCCCCGGCAGUGUAUCACGCGAGCCGAAUGGCGGCCGCCACGUCAUCCGCCAGCGGCUCUUUCGAAAAGAUUGCGACGCCCGGCAACGCGCGCAAGCUGCACGUCGUCAUUGUGAUCGAUCAGAAGGUGCAGAAGAAUCUGAGGGUACGCGAGAUGGCGCUGAAGGAUGUGCAGAAGGUGGCCGACACGUUGAACGUCAAUCUGACGGUAGGGAUCGUGGUGCGACAAUAGAUCGCCGCAUCGUGCAAGUUUUCAGCGAAUCGACUUUGACAAGUUGGACUUUGGCGAGACGGAAACGCUCGAUCUGUUCUACAACGCCGACGUGGCACUCGUGGACGUGACGGUGACCCAUCAGCAGCCGAGUCUCUGCUACCACAUUGGCGUGCGCGAAAGCAUGGGCCAAUCCUACAACAUGAUCCUCUCCUACCAGGCGCCCGACCUCGAGUACCACAUUAUCGACGCGCUGAAGAAGACGCACGCGCACCUUCCGAUGAUCGUCUACCGCACGAUUCCCGACUCGAACGUGCUGUGCAUUCUCGAGAAGACCGCUUCGGAGGACGACGCGAAGCCGCCGUUCGCGCGCUCGAACGGAGGCGGCAACCGGAUCAGCUUCCAGCAUCGGAUGAAGCAAGUGCUGAAGAGUGUGCAGGUGGAGGCGUCGGCGCACUCUCGCGAGAAGUUCAUGUCGGAUUUGCGGAAGGCGCGCGAGAUCACCGACGGCGAUCAGAAGAACGAUUAUCUGGACAAGAUGCGGACACGGCUCGACAACCCGGACGUGCUGCACCCGGAUACCGUAUCUUUGAUGAUGCUCUCGUACAGAGACAAUCAGAACUACGGGGGAAUGAUUCGGUUGGUGGACGAUCUGAAGAGGAUUCCGGAUUGUUUGAAGGUCGUCGACACGCCCGUCAUUCGGUACCAGUAUGCGUUUGCUCUGAAUCGGUAGGUCUUUAAGGGUUAGCCGAACAAACUUGGAUUGGUCUCACUAUUUACAGACGGAACAAAAACGGAGAUCGUGAUUUGGCGCUGAAUACGGUGCUGAGUUUGGUGGAGGGAACGACGGAGAACGAGGAGAAGAAUGGGCCACUCAGUCCGGACGUUGUUUGUCUCGCAGGUUUGUAUCUCUGGAGCCGAUGGUUAUUUUGAAAUGUUGUCAACUGGAAAAGUGUUCCAAAUAUUAUGCGGAACAACUUUGCAAUUGACCAUUUCAUUCGAAAAUUGAUCAUUCUCAAGUUACACGCCCGUUUCAGGCCGAAUCUACAAAGACAAGUUCAUUGCGAGCAACUACGAGGACCGUGAAUCCCUGAACUCGGCCAUUGAAUGGUAUCGCAAAGCCUUUGAAAUGUCGCCUCUCGAAUAUUCUGGCAUCAAUCUGACGACUCUUUUGCGCGCGAGCGGAGAGCACUUUGAGAACAACGCCGAGAUGCAGCAGAUCGCCGUCGUGCUCAAUUCGUUGCUCGGCCGCAAAGGCGCUCUUCAGAAUCUGACCGAGUACUGGGACGUGGCCACCUACUUUGAGGUUUCCGUGCUGGCCGAGAACUAUCAGAAGGCGUGCGAGGCGGCGUUGAUGAUGGUCAAGUUGAAGCCGCCCGUGUGGUAUUUGAAGUCGACGAUGGAGAACAUCAAGCUGAUCAAUCGGUGCGCGGCGACGAUCAGUCCGAUCGAGAAGGAGAAGCAGCAGUUUCUGUUCUGGAGCGAGUUCUUCAUGGAGGCCACCGAGGCCGAUACGGACAUCAACUGUCCGCGCUACCCGGUGCUCAUUCUCGAGCUGAACAAAGAGUUCACACCCUCCUAUCUGACGUUGAACAACGAGGAGGGCACUGUCAUUUUGAGCCAUGUCCUCGAGAAUAGUCAACAGAAGAAGAUCCAUCAGUCGGAGCUGAAGGGCAUCCAUCGGUGGCACUUUGCGAGGAAUAACAUCAAGGCGGUGACCGAGUCGAAGCGCGACGAUCGGCAGCUCUUUCUGUACGUUCACGAGAACUCGGACGACUUCAAUUUGCUCUUUCCGACCAAGGCGCAUUGUAAAAAGUGAGAAAAGCAGUGUGCGACGCCUAGUAAUCGCAAUUUUCAGAGCGUUCGAUGACAUGAAGUCGAUGGCGGACGUGGCGGACGGGAACUAUCAGGGAAAGGUGCUGAGCAACUCGGACAACGAGAAGAUCCGCUUCGAGUAUGAGCUGAGCAACUCGAACGAUCGAGUUGUGCUCGGAAAGGGAACCUACGGAACCGUGUACUCUGCCCGGGACAUGGACACCCAGCGGCAGAUUGUCGUGAAGGAGAUCGAGGUGAAGUACGACGAGGAAGUGCAGCCGUUGAUGGAGGAGAUCAGUCUGCACUCGACGCUCAGCCACCAGAACAUUGUGCAGUAUCUGGGAUGCGAUUUGGUCGGCAAAGAGGGCGCCAACGAUCAUUUCCUCAUCUUCAUGGAACAUGUGCCCGGCGGCUCUCUGAGCUCUCUGCUCCGAUCGAAAUGGGGACCGCUGAAUGAGCCGGCGAUGGUGUUGUACGGCAAGCAGAUUCUGGAGGGACUCAAGUACCUGCACGAGCAGAAGAUUGUGCACCGAGACAUCAAAGGAGACAACGUGCUCGUGAACACCUACUCGGGCGUCUGCAAGAUUUCCGAUUUCGGAACGUGUAAGCGGCUCGCCGGGCUGAAUCCGGUGACGGAGACGUUCACCGGAACCCUCCAGUACAUGGCUCCCGAAGUGAUCGACCACGGACAGCGAGGGUACGGAGCACCCGCCGACAUCUGGUCUUCGGGUGCACGAUGGUCGAGAUGGCCACGGGAAGACCGCCGUUUGUGGAGAUGCAGAACCCGCAGGCGGCCAUGUUCCGCGUCGGAAUGUUAAAACGCAUCCGCCGAUUCCGACGGAGAUCACCGACAAGUGCAGGAGCUUCAUCAAGAGCUGUUUUCUGCCGGAGGCUAACGACCGACCGUCGGCCAAGGAUUUGCUGCAGGAUCCGUUCAUUCAGCAGUUCCACCACUCGUGAGUUGGCCUUCUUUCUUUAUUUUCCACAACAGUUACCAAGAGAUAUCGAAAAGUUGCCAACUGAUAAAAUGUACAACAUUUUUUAGAAAGCAUUUCAUUAGUUGAACACUUUUUGAUAUCUUAACAGACAGUCAUCUUGAAUCAACAGUAGAAAAUCUCAGUACGGUUGCUUCCAGAAGCUGUAUCUCAUCUGUCUGUUAAUAUAUCAAAAAGCUGUCAACUUAUAAAAUGCUCUCUAAGAAAAGAUGUACAUUUUAUCAAUUGAAAACUUUUUAAUAUCUCCAAUGGCAGCUAAAAUACAUCGUCUUGAAUAGACGGUAAGCUAUCGUGCUCUACUGCUAAGAGAUCCCAAUUCCUUUCUUUCCUCUCUUAUUCCUCUCUCAAUUCCAGUAUUUCAAGAACCCGCAGCGGAUCGAUCAACAAAAAGCCGGCAACAAAAAUUGAAAAAGUGGAGCGAGAGAAGAAGGAGAAGACGAAGAAUCAGAGGGAGAUGCUGCGUUCGACGUCGCACAUCGGAGGCAUGGGCGUGAUCGAGAGGUCCCCGCCGACGCCGGAGCCCACGUCGGCCACUUUGACCGCCGGAUUCUCGCACGCGCACAGCCAGACGGUCUCGAACGCGUUGUCGACGGCCCGGGAGGAGAAGAAGCUGCAUCUGAAGAUCGACCACGCACGGAAUCGGACGUUCAGCUCGUCGAGUCCGGUCCCGGAUGGACAGUCUUCUGCGGGAACGAACAUCUCUCAUCCGGGCUUCCAUCUGAGCCAGCCGUCGAGUCCGAUCGUCGACGACAUUUCGCAACCGCACCUCAUCGUUUCGCCCAUCUCGCUGGCCACUCUGGGCUCGCCGCUCAGCUCGGCCGCCCUUUUGAAUCGAACAAUAUCCGACGAGAGCGCGAACAGUUCAAGUCGGUUCUUUAUGCUCCAAAAGGACUCGGAGAGACGGCGAUCGUUGGGACAGUUCAUGCAGGACUACAAGGAUCAAAUUCUGGACGCUUGGAGCACGCUACUCAUCAAACAAAGCGACACGGAGCUCGUGGUGACUGUGCACAUGCUCGAGAUGCUUUUGGACGGAAUGCGCGACUUUUUGCUGAAGAAGGACACUGUGCACAUUCAGAAGGUGAUCGACGACAUCCGAGGCCUUUUGGACUACGAUUCGGCGAAGAUCGCACAGAUCAACCUGGCCCUGUACCACUUUUCCGACACGAUCCAGCCGGUACUCCGUCGGCUCGACAUCAAGCCGCACUGGAUGUUCGCCCUCUCCAACCUGAUCAACUCGGCUGUCCAGUGUGCUCUCUCGAUCCUCAGCCCCGAUCUCUCCCUUCUCCUCCACGCCCAGGACAACCUUCCCUCCACUUCUUCGAUCGCCGCCAUUCGCAAUUCCUCGCUUUCCGAGGGCGAAGUGCUCGUGGAUAGUCGGCCGCCUAGCCGUGAGGAGCGGGUGCGCGAGGAGCGGAGGGAACUGCGGACGCUUCAGGAGGAGAACGAGGCGCUCAUCGAGCGGCUUCUGCAGGUGGAGCGGGAACUGAACGCGCAGCUCAAGUCAGGGCUCACUCGGGCCAACCGCUUCCGCGACUUUGCCAUGUACCGUAACACGUACCCUCCGUUCCGCGCCCCGCCCGUCCACGCUCCGCCCACGCCUCCGUUCAGUGCGUCGUGCGGAGCCCAGCCGUCCGGCUCGUUUCAAGGCGCCAACAAUGCGCCGCCGAGCUUUGCGAGUGCCAAAUCGACGGCGCAGAAGAUCAUAAUGCCGCCGGGAGUGGAGAAUAACUACCAGGUGACGAGGACGCAGGAGGAGCUCGUCGCGUGGCUCCGAGGCCUGGACAUUGACGAGCGAUCGAUUGCGUUGAUCGCUUCCGAGGCCUAUUCCAAGAACGAUCUCAUCGAUUUUGUCACCCGGGACGAGCUGCUCAGCAUCGGUGUCGGGUGAGUUCAACAAAAAAGUACUUGAAACGCGUAGAAAUUCGUGGAACCUUGAACUUUUUGAUGAAUUUGAUGAACGUGCAUUUCAAAUAAUUCGCAUUUUGCAGGGCGGCUCGUCGUGCCGGAUAAUGCGGGCGAUCGGAGAAGUACGCGAACGUCAACGCCGUCAGCCGGUGUUUCUGUCUCCGAUGCGAAGUCGCGACGAUUCCCUCGACGACUACCAUUCGAGCAGUGCGGACGACAUGUUCACGGUGGCCGAGGCCUCCUCCUGA
Messenger RNA from Caenorhabditis sp. 36 PRJEB53466, 6192 nucleotides. The record is from the annotation of a GenBank genome assembly. Lineage: Eukaryota; Metazoa; Nematoda; Chromadorea; Rhabditida; Rhabditidae.